This is a messenger RNA of Indicator indicator, 10391 nucleotides long. It is a transcript of the gene BDP1, whose product is annotated as B double prime 1, subunit of RNA polymerase III transcription initiation factor IIIB. Lineage: Eukaryota; Metazoa; Chordata; Aves; Piciformes; Indicatoridae. Gene Ontology annotation, biological process: RNA polymerase III preinitiation complex assembly. Gene Ontology annotation, cellular component: transcription factor TFIIIB complex. The record is from RefSeq and is a predicted model, not a curated record. Gene Ontology annotation, molecular function: TFIIIC-class transcription factor complex binding.
AUGUUCCGCCGCGCCCGCCUCAAUGUGCGGCCCAAUGUGCGACCUGCGGGCAGGAGUGCCGGCAGCGCGGCCGACCCGAAGCCUCAGGGUGCGGACUCCCCUGUGGCUGCCGGUGCAGAGGGUGCGGUGGGAGAGGCGACUGAACCCCCGUCGACGGCUCCGGGGGUGGAGAGUGAUGACAAGGCUGAUGGCUCAAAUGAUGCUGGAGAAGCUAGCAAACCUGCAGAGGUGCCUAUGCAGAGGAGAAAACGGAUCUCUACCAUGCCCAAUCUUGCCAAACCACGAGCUGCACCUUCAUCUGCUCAGCAGCCUGCAUCAAAGCCACAGAGGAGAGCAUCACAGGCUCCUGAUGGCAAUGCUUCCCUGCAGAAGGAGCUCUCUCCAUCAGAAAAGAGUCAUGCUGAAAGCCCCUUAAAGCCUCCCAUGCUGCCCGAGAAGAAAACACCUGUGCCGCAGGUGCCACAGUUUUCCCCACUGAAAAAAUCAGUGAGCAAAGAGCCAACUGUAUGUGUAGCUGCUCAAAAGAAUGAGGAUGGCUUGCAGAAGAGUGUACCUUCCCCACUCAAGGAGAGACCAACACAGGAAAGAUCAGGAACACAGGAGGAAAAGCUGCCUGCAAAACCUUCCCCUGUAAAAGAGAAACGAAUGUGUUCUGACCGCGAAAGGAUCCUCAAAGCUCAGAAGUUGAAAGAAAUGCUUAAAGAAGAGCUGAAGAAAGAAAGGAUGAAACAGUUGAAACACAGGCCUCCAAUAAUAGAAGGACGUUCUCCACCAGAUCAUUCUAAAAUGACCAUGAGAGACUUGAUAUACUACCUGCCAGAAAACAACCCUAUGAAGUCCUCACUGGCAGAAGAAAAGAGAACAGAAAGAAAUUCUGCACCAAGUCAAAUGAAAGAACAGGAAGAGAAAAGUGCUCCUGAUUGUGAAGAAGAUGACGAAAAGCAAGAAGCAGAGAAUGAGGAGGAGAGUCAGGACGGUCCACUUCUAGUUCCUCGUGUGAAAGUAGCAGAAGAUGGUUCCAUUAUUCUGGAUGAAGAAAGUUUAACUGUGGAAGUUCUAAGAACAAAAGGCCCAUGUGUGGUUGAAGAAAACGAUCCCAUCUUUGAGCGUGGCUCUACAACUACCUAUUCCAGCUUCAGGAAAAGUUUUUACACAAAACCAUGGUCAAAUAAAGAAACAGACAUGUUCUUCUUAGCUAUCAGCAUGGUAGGAACAGACUUCUCUCUCAUUGGACGACUGUUUCCUCAUAGAGCUAGAGCAGAAAUUAAGAACAAGUUCAAACGUGAGGAAAAAGCUAAUGGAUGGAGGAUAGACAAAGCUUUCAAAGAAAAGCGGCCCUUCGAUUUUGAAUUCUUUGCCCAGCUGCUUGAGAAAGUCCUAGCAGAUGAAGAAAAAAGAAAGCAAAAGACUGUUAAAAGCCAGAAGCCAAAGGAAAAGAAGCCAUCAAGGCCCUGGAAGAAGCCUAAAGCAAAAAAUACCAACACAGAAGUUGCUAAUGAGCAAGGUGAUCUUCAGGAAGCCAGAAUUUCUGAUGCAGAAGCAGAUGCUGUGAUGGCUGAGAAGGAAAAUGAGGAAUCUUUGGGCAUUUCUGAAGAAGCAGGAGAACAGAUUACAUCAGAGCCAGCAUUAGCAAAAAGGGGGAGAAAGAGAAAGAGGAAAGAUGAUCUUGAAGAAGUGGAGAAUCUUUCAGAUGUAAUGGCUGUCCCUUCAAAAAUUGCUGAUAAAGGGAAAUUCUCUAAGAAAACAGAAAGAAAAGUGGUGUGUGGUGCCAGCAAGGAUGGUCACACUACCUGUGGAGAAGAGAUGGAUAGUGUCAUGGAAGGAAAACAAGGUGAGACUGCUGUUACAGAGGAAGAGAGAUCAGAGUCCUGCUUACCAGUGGAUCACAGAAUGGAGAGGGAAAGUGAUGUAAUUUUAUGCAGCUUUGAAGGUGGCAGUGAUUUCAUGCUGGAAACAGAUUCUGCUAAACUGAGAACCCAAGAUGCUAGAGAUGGUGCAUCACAGGAAGGCCAGGUUUCAGAGUUACCAGUUGCAGAGGCUAGAACCAAAGAAAGGCAGUCUGAAGAAACUAGUGAAACAAAGAACAAAGACGUUCAGGAAUUGCAUAGACCAAAGGAAUGCCAGAGUUCAGAAGAAAAUCAGAGUGUAUCAGAAAGUGAUUCACAGUCUGAAAUCAUGAAACCUAAAGAGAGAACAAGGAGAAGGGAGCUGCAAACACAUCAAUCCCGCUCCCCCAGACCAACUAGAAGGAGAAAAAAAUGCUCUGAGGAAGACAGCAGAAGAAACAGAGAUGAUGCCACUGCAAGAGAGGAUGUGGAUUUGGAAAGUAAAUCUCAAGAAGCUGAAGAAGCUGUAGCUGCAGAGGCCACAGGUAGAGGACGUUGGCAGAGGUUUAAGCCUAAUGUUGCCACAGCUUCUGUGAGGAAAGAAGAGUCUGGAAAAGAUGGAAGAAGUGAUGAAGUGCUCCAUCCAUGUUCUAAGAGAAGAAGCAGAAAGAACGCUGGGCCAAGUAAGACCUCUGACCCUGCCAGUGAAGUAGCUGCAGGAAAAGAUGAUAAAGGCCUGGAGACAAUGUCUGAAAUAACUGGAAAGGAAACAAACAGCCGACAACGGGAAAGACCUAAACCCUACCCGGUGAGGUCACCUAAAAGGAGAAAAAAAGUAUGCCAAGAGAAAAUGGAGGCUGAGACUUCUUCUUCUGUCCUUGGAAAUGCAGAUGAAAAGUGCUCUGAGGAAGACAGCAGAAGAAACAGAGAUGAUGCCACUGCAAGAGAGGAUGUGGAUUUGGAAAGUAAAUCUCAAGAAGCUGAAGAAGCUGUAGCUGCAGAGGCCACAGGUAGAGGACGUUGGCAGAGGUUUAAGCCUAAUGUUACCAGAGCUUCUGUGAGGAAAGAAGAGUCUGGAAAAGAUGGAAGAAGUGAUGAAGUGCUCCAUCCAUGUUCUAAGAGAAGAAGCAGAAAGAACGCUGGGCCAAGUAAGACCUCUGACCCUGCCAGUGAAGUAGCUGCAGGAAAAGAUGAUAAAGGCCUGGAGACAAUGUCUGAAAUAACUGGAAAGGAAACAAACAGCCGACAACGGGAAAGACCUAAACCCUACCCGGUGAGGUCACCUAAAAGGAGAAAAAAAGUAUGCCAAGAGAAAAUGGAGGCUGAGACUUCUUCUUCUGUCCUUGGAAAUGCAGAUGAAAAGUGCUCUGAGGAAGACAGCAGAAGAAACAGAGAUGAUGCCACUGCAAGAGAGGAUGUGGAUUUGGAAAGUAAAUCUCAAGAAGCUGAAGAAGCUGUAGCUGCAGAGGCGACAGGUAGAGGACGUUGGCAGAGGUUUAAGCCUAAUGUUGCCACAGCUUCUAUGAGGAAAGAAGAGUCUGGAAAAGAUGGAAGAAGUGAUGAAGUGCUCCAUCCAUGUUCUAAGAGAAGAAGCAGAAAGAACGCUGGGCCAAGUAAGACCUCUGACCCUGCCAGUGAAGUAGCUGCAGGAAAAGAUGAUAAAGGCCUGGAGACAGUGUCUGAAGAAGCUGAAGAAGCUGUAGCUGCAGAGGCGACAGGUAGAGGACGUUGGCAGAGGUUUAAGCCUAAUGUUACCAGAGCUUCUGUGAGGAAAGAAGAGUCUGGAAAAGAUGGAAGAAGUGAUGAAGUGCUCCAUCCAUGUUCUAAGAGCAGAAGCAGAAAGAACGCUGGGCCAAGUAAGACCUCUGACCCUGCCAGUGAAGUAGCUGCAGGAAAAGAUGAUAAAGGCCUGGAGACAAUGUCUGAAAUAACUGGAAAGGAAACAAACAGCCGACAACGGGAAAGACCUAAACCCUACCCGGUGAGGUCACCUAAAAGGAGAAAAAAAGUAUGCCAAGAGAAAAUGGAGGCUGAGACUUCUUCUUCUGUCCUUGGAAAUGCAGAUGAAAAGUGCUCUGAGGAAGACAGCAGAAGAAACAGAGAUGAUGCCACUGCAAGAGAGGAUGUGGAUUUGGAAAGUAAAUCUCAAGAAGCUGAAGAAGCUGUAGCUGCAGAGGCGACAGGUAGAGGACGUUGGCAGAGGUUUAAGCCUAAUGUUACCAGAGCUUCUGUGAGGAAAGAAGAGUCUGGAAAAGAUGGAAGAAGUGAUGAAGUGCUCCAUCCAUGUUCUAAGAGCAGAAGCAGAAAGAACGCUGGGCCAAGUAAGACCUCUGACCCUGCCAGUGAAGUAGCUGCAGGAAAAGAUGAUAAAGGCCUGGAGACAAUGUCUGAAGAAGCUGAAGAAGCUGUAGCUGCAGAGGCGACAGGUAGAGGACGUUGGCAGAGGUUUAAGCCUAAUGUUACCAGAGCUUCUGUGAGGAAAGAAGAGUCUGGAAAAGAUGGAAGAAGUGAUGAAGUGCUCCAUCCAUGUUCUAAGAGCAGAAGCAGAAAGAACGCUGGGCCAAGUAAGACCUCUGACCCUGCCAGUGAAGUAGCUGCAGGAAAAGAUGAUAAAGGCCUGGAGACAAUGUCUGAAGAAGCUGAAGAAGCUGUAGCUGCAGAGGCGACAGGUAGAGGACGUUGGCAGAGGUUUAAGCCUAAUGUUACCAGAGCUUCUGUGAGGAAAGAAGAGUCUGGAAAAGAUGGAAGAAGUGAUGAAGUGCUCCAUCCAUGUUCUAAGAGCAGAAGCAGAAAGAACACUGGGCCAAGUAAGACCUCUGACCCUGCCAGUGAAGUAGCUGCAGGAAAAGAUGAUAAAGGCCUGGAGACAAUGUCUGAAGAAGCUGAAGAAGCUGUAGCUGCAGAGGCGACAGGUAGAGGACGUUGGCAGAGGUUUAAGCCUAAUGUUACCAGAGCUUCUGUGAGGAAAGAAGAGUCUGGAAAAGAUGGAAGAAGUGAUGAAGUGCUCCAUCCAUGUUCUAAGAGCAGAAGCAGAAAGAACGCUGGGCCAAGUAAGACCUCUGACCCUGCCAGUGAAGUAGCUGCAGGAAAAGAUGAUAAAGGCCUGGAGACAAUGUCUGAAGAAGCUGAAGAAGCUGUAGCUGCAGAGGCGACAGGUAGAGGACGUUGGCAGAGGUUUAAGCCUAAUGUUACCAGAGCUUCUGUGAGGAAAGAAGAGUCUGGAAAAGAUGGAAGAAGUGAUGAAGUGCUCCAUCCAUGUUCUAAGAGCAGAAGCAGAAAGAACACUGGGCCAAGUAAGACCUCUGACCCUGCCAGUGAAGUAGCUGCAGGAAAAGAUGAUAAAGGCCUGGAGACAAUGUCUGAAGAAGCUGAAGAAGCUGUAGCUGCAGAGGCGACAGGUAGAGGACGUUGGCAGAGGUUUAAGCCUAAUGUUACCAGAGCUUCUGUGAGGAAAGAAGAGUCUGGAAAAGAUGGAAGAAGUGAUGAAGUGCUCCAUCCAUGUUCUAAGAGCAGAAGCAGAAAGAACGCUGGGCCAAGUAAGACCUCUGACCCUGCCAGUGAAGUAGCUGCAGGAAAAGAUGAUAAAGGCCUGGAGACAAUGUCUGAAGAAGCUGAAGAAGCUGCAGCUGCAGAGGCCACAGGUAGAGGACGUUGGCAGAGGUUUAAGCCUAAUGUUACCAGAGCUUCUGUGAGGAAAGAAGAGCCUGGAAAAGAUGGAAGAAGUGAUGAAGUGCUCCAUCCAUGUUCUAAGAGAAGAAGCAGAAAGAACGCUGGGCCAAGUAAGACCUCUGACCCUGCCAGUGAAGUAGCUGCAGGAAAAGAUGAUAAAGGCCUGGAGACAAUGUCUGAAGAAGCUGAAGAAGCUGUAGCUGCAGAGGCGACAGGUAGAGGACGUUGGCAGAGGUUUAAGCCUAAUGUUACCAGAGCUUCUGUGAGGAAAGAAGAGUCUGGAAAAGAUGGAAGAAGUGAUGAAGUGCUCCAUCCAUGUUCUAAGAGAAGAAGCAGAAAGAACGCUGGGCCAAGUAAGACCUCUGACCCUGCCAGUGAAGUAGCUGCAGGAAAAGAUGAUAAAGGCCUGGAGACAAUGUCUGAGCCCAAUGAAAGAGCUGGCUUACAAGAAGACAGCACACAGAGUGUGCUGAAACCAUCACCUCUCAAUAGACGCAGGGUGCAGAGAUCUACACCAAAUCUACCACAAACUGAUACAAGACAGAAAGGUUUGAUGGGUGAAAAAGAUCCUGAAGAGGAGAAGACUGCAGGUGGCCAAGCAGAAGAAGCUGUGAUACAGCAAAAGGAAGACAACAAUGAUCCGUUCCCCAGAACUGAUGUGAUGGCUCAUGAAGGCGUUCAUCCAUGCAGUGUGAUGUCGGAAAAGAUUGUUUCUUCAGAUUCUGAGAUGAACACAAGACUUACAAGGCAGUCUUCCCAAGAAAAGUCUGCAAAAGCAGAAGGCGACGAAAGUGAAAAGGAAUUAUCAUAUGUCCUGAAAAAGGUUUCAGAAUUGAAAAUAGGGGAGUCUUAUCCUCAGAAGGAAGAAGAGAAGACUGGUUUACCAUCAACUUGGUUUCUGAGGACUCGGUGCCAGAAACCUGAGCCAAGUUUAAGAACAACAGCUACUAGAAAGGAAGAGCUCAAGGUAAGUAAUAGAGGAUUACAAAAAGAUACUAACAAGGAAGAAGGUUUGACACAAUGUGGCAGUGAAUGUAGCAUCCUUCCUGAUACAGAUAAGCCAAGAAAAGAUGAAGUCCUGCAACAGGUGGAAUUCUUAAAGACUAUGUCACUUGGCUCUAAGGUGUUUUCUGUGGGGGAAAGUUUUGACUUCCAAAAGACAUUCUCAAGAUCAGAGUGUGGUGUACUCAUGUCUUGUCUGCCUGAAACCAACCAAGAUGACACCUCAACUAGUAAUGCAGGUAUUGACAGCAAAAAUACCACUGAAGAAGAAAGUAAAGAAACACCUCUUCAACCAUCCCAGCUGCUGCAAAGCAGAUGCGAUAGGUACAAGCCAAACUUGGAAGGAGCUGUUGGAAGGGAAGAAUUACAAAUACCAGAAAAUGAGAGGAAAAAGCAGCCCGAAUCUGAGCAGCUGGUGUUUCAAAAAGAUGACUCUGCCUAUGCUGUCAUUGCUGAAAGUGAAGCUGCAUUGUGUCCAGCAGGUCUAUUGAGCAAAGAGGAACAGGAACAGCAAGAGGUGCCUCAGAUGCCCUGUAUUUCUGGAAACAUACUGUGUAAGCAAAGCAGUGCUGAAAAAUCCACUUCCCAAGAGGGCAAGCUGGGUGCUCUGAAACCAGGACAACUCAUAAGGCAUGAAUCUGUGAGAACUAGACCAGACCUGAAAACAGCACGUAGUAAAGAAUCUCCAGUGGCACCAAAUCUUGCUGCUUCAGUUGAGGAAGAAGCAAACAAAGGAGAGAAUCUGCCUGUGGCAGAAGGAUCUGAGGAACCUCUUCCACCAAAAGAUAACUCUGAAGCAUUGUUUGAGGGGAAAUCAGCUGAGGGUGACAAUCUGGACAUAAGUCCAAAAAGCAUGAAGUCAGAAGCACUCUCUUCUCCUGAAAAAUCAUCUGACUGCUACAGCAAGGGAGAACAAAGAAAACGUCUACCUACAGAUGAUGUAGGAAGUGUUGAGGAUACCGUGGAAAGUGAUAAAUUCAUUUCUGGAGGAGAAAGUGAAGAAAGUGAUACAAAACCUAGGCAUCAAGUGAAGAAACCCCACUGGGAACCCAGACCAAACCUCAUGGGAGUUACUGGAAAAGGAGAUGAUGCUGAAGAAGGUGAAAGCAGAGAAGAGGACACUGCUGAGAACAGAGAUGCAGCAAAGGAUUUGAUGGUAGAAGAUCUAGGUGUAUCAUUAGAGAGCUUUAACAACACAGUGGAAGCUUCACCCAUCUCAAAAGCUGCAAGAAAACGCACUUUCGUGGAGCCUGUGGAAACGCCUUCUAAAAGAUCCAGGAAGAAUAUUCAUCAGACUCCAGAUACAUCAUCAGGGAGUGAGAGUCAUGAAAAAGAAUACCAUUCUUUUAACCAAAGAGUGCAGUGGAAGCUUUGGAAGCAGUCCGGAAAAAUAAGGAAAUGGAAGGCAUUGCAAAAAUGUUUCGUAGAGCUAGAAACUACUGAUGCUUCCUCUUCGUCUGAAUGUGAGCCUGAUUCCAUGGAGGAGGAGAAUCAAACCCAAGAAGUUACAAUGAGGUCUGCUACAGGCAAAAGUUUGAGCACUGCACAUAGAACGGAAUUUGAAAGUUCAAAAACAACUUUGGUGACCUUCCGGGCUUCUCAAAAGACUGAGGAGGAAGAGGAAGAAAGAGAAGAAGAAGAGGAGGAGGAGGAAAAAGGAGAAGAAAAAGAGGAGGAGGAGGAAAAAGGAGAAGAAAAAGAGGAGGAGGAAAAAGGAGAAGAAAAAGAGGAGGAGGAAAAAGGAGAAGAAGAGGAGGAGGAGGAAGAAAGAGAAGAAGAGGAGGAGGAGGAAGAAAGAGAAGAAGAAGAGGAGGAGGAGGAGGAAGAAAGAGAAGAAGAAGAGGAGGAGGAAGAAAGAGAAGAAGAAGAGGAGGAGGAGGAAAAAGGAGAAGAAAAAGAGGAGGAGGAAGAAAAAGGAGAAGAAAAAGAGGAGGAGGAAGAAGAAGAAGAGGAGGAGAAAGAUGACACUGAACCUGAUGAAAGUGAAUAUUUUAUGUCAGAGGAAGUAAACAAAGCUCCAGCAUUUGUUCCUAUAGCACUUCGAUCCCCAAAGCCUGUUCCUGUUCAGAUAGAGGAAACAUUGGAGGAGCUGGAAAUACCUAUGAACGUGCAAGAUGGGCAGGUGGCUCCUGCAGUUGAAAGUUACUUUCCUGCAACUGCCAAGACAGGGGCACAGAAGCAGCACAAAGAACGCACCUCAACAGCAGAAACAACUGUACAUGAAGAUCCAGAGGUGGACAAAGGAAUUACAGAUGGAAGCACCACAGCUGCCUUGACUUUACUUGCAAUGGGUGGUCCAAAGAUCUGUUUCAAAAUAAGUCCUGAAGACAAGCUGGAUAUAGCAAAUAGCUUCAUAACCCACAUCUUCUCCCAACAAAAUAUAACUUACAGUCAAUAUUUACUUUCUUCAGGCACUUCUCCCAAGGGGCUGCUUCCUUCUGGGAGUGAAAACAUCAUUAAUGCAGAAGAUGAAAGCACUGCAACAGGGACAGGUGUCAAAGAGUAUUUUGAGAAGAAUGCUUCAGAAACCAGAAGAGAAGAAAAGAUGGAAGGCAGAAAUUCAGGAGGGUUAACAACUGAAACUGCAUCACUAAAACCUGAAGAAUCUUGCCUUAGAGUAGUGGAUUGUCCAAAUCGAACUUAUGUGGCUGGAACUCCUGAGCAAAGUCCUUGUCUUCCUGAGGCCCCAGUAUGUCUAAGCAACAUACAUCAGGAUGAAGCUCGUGCUCAAGAUGCUCAACAGAAAUGCAGGAGCACCACAGAAGCAACUUCAGCAGUGAAGAAUGAUUGUACAUAUCCAGAGGAGGAGCAGUCAUUCGUCUUAACACUGAUGGAUAUCUCCAACUACUCAACAGACUUGGGUGCAUCUCCUUUGCUGGAAGAUAUUCCAGAGGACUGUCUACAAGCCCCACUAAUUACUAAGCCGAUAAAAAUAAGGUCAAAAACAGCGACUGAAGUGAAGAGCCUUAUGGAAGCCACACAACUACAGAGUACACCAUCAGAGCAUGUUGUAGAUUUGCAGACAAUUCAAAAAAGGUCAUUUGCUGUUGAAGACACUGAUUCUCCUCCUACCAAGAAAACUCUUUCUGCUGCCAGAGCAGAAGGCAACUUGGCAACCACUUACAAGGAUUAUUCAACAAAAUCUGCAGAUUCUCCAGAGGGAGCUUAUGCGAGUCCUUUUCAAAAUACAGAUGAUUUAUCCAAGGAAAAUCUGCUGAACUCUCUGAUGCUGUUUGACUCUAUGACACUACUGUCUGAAAAAAGGGAUCCUGAGACUCUGGAGAAAUUACAGACAUCACCACCUGAGAGUGAAGCAUCCAAUCAGGAAGCGAAGGCGGUGAUGUCUGGAUUAACCUCUAUGAGCAAAGCAGAAGUAAGUGGACAAGGAAAGCAGGAGAAUGUGCAUGAAUCUGCACUGUUGGAACAUACUGGAAGCCUUCCAUCAUCUUCAAAAUCUCCAUUACACAGCACUGGCCAAAACCCAUUGGGAUUUUUACCUUUAAUUUGCACAAAAAAGAGUUCUGAAUCCACAGAAGAUACCAAAGGGAAAACAGAGAAGACCCAAAGCCAUCAGAUUGUGACUCCAAAGCAAAGUCCAAACAAUCCCACUCCAUUCACUGGGGACGGUAAGGAGUCUUCUUCCCUUCCUUCUACAAGAACAUCAUUGUCCAUGGAGGAUGAGAAGGUUGCUGCUGAAGCUGCAGUUAUGGCUCCAACUAACAAGGCACCUGAUGAACCACUCCUUUGUGAUGAAGAUCAGGAGAAGGAAGAGGAGCCAACCAAAAUCUCUGAGUAUUUUUUCAGUGAUAUCUUUAUGGAGGUAGAUGAUUCAGAAUAGCAAAAUUAGAGUUAUCAAUCCUGAAACAUGAGAGUAUAAUGCAACAAGAAAAGAGA